Messenger RNA from Rotaria sordida, 939 nucleotides. The record is from the annotation of a GenBank genome assembly. NCBI's taxonomy places the organism in Eukaryota, Metazoa, Rotifera, Eurotatoria, Philodinida, Philodinidae.
AUGAUUGAUAUGAUUGGAGCGAUAUUAUAUCUAAUAAGUUUUAUUACACGAUUUAUUAUUCUUGAACAAUUUUUUGUUGUAUCAAAAAUAUUCUUAUGUCUUGAUUUGAUACUUUGGUAUGUUCGUACAUUAGAACUAUUUGCUGCUUUUGAAAAAUUAGGACCGAAAUUGAUUAUGAUUUUUAAUACAAUGAAAGAUUUACUAUUUUUUGUUUGUUUUAUUCUCAUAUUUUUUCUUGGAUAUUCAAUAUCAUCAUGGUCAUUAAUAACUACAGAUAAUCAAGUUUCUUGGAAUUAUAAUAGUAAUGGAUCAGUAACAGGUGAUAGAAGUAGUUUAUGGUCAUGGCAAUUAUUACAUGAUGUUACAAAUUUUGGUGUUUGGAAAAUUUUCGGACAAGUAGAUCCUAUUGAUGGUACAAAUGCCUAUUCUAUUGUAGCUUUUAUAUUGACUAUACUAUUUGUUGCUAUUUCUAAUAUACUUCUUCUUAAUGUACUUGUUGCUUUAUUUAAUAUUACAAUUGAAAAUGUUCAAAUGCAAUCUCAUCGAAUAUGGCGUUAUCAACGUUUUUUACUUGUUUAUGAAUAUAAUAAUAAACCUCUAUUACCACCACCAUUUAAUACUAUUUAUUAUUUGUAUAGUAUUAUUCGUUAUAUAAUCGAAAAAAUUCAAUAUUAUCACCAAAAAUAUCGACAUGUUCCCUGCGAAAUUUCCAAGGAUUCAAUUGAUUUAAGUGAAACAGAAGUGCGAGAAGAAUUUAAAAUUAGUAAUGCAAUGCAGCAUGAAAGUGCUAUAGCUGAUGAUUAUUGGAGUUAUAUGUUAAAACAUGGAAAGAAAGAUCCAGUUGAAGCUGCAAUACAAAAUAUUGAACGAAAACUGCAUGAUUUGCAAGAACAGAUGCAUGAUAUGAUGAAUCAUAGGCCAGUAAGAUCUAUUAUAUAA